Messenger RNA from Penicillium daleae, 2562 nucleotides. RefSeq names its product putative C6 transcription factor. The coding region runs from base 1 to 2562 and encodes 853 amino acids. NCBI's taxonomy places the organism in Eukaryota, Fungi, Ascomycota, Eurotiomycetes, Eurotiales, Aspergillaceae. The record is from RefSeq and is a predicted model, not a curated record. Gene Ontology annotation, cellular component: nucleus. The transcript is spliced from 5 exons. Gene Ontology annotation, biological process: regulation of DNA-templated transcription; DNA-templated transcription. Gene Ontology annotation, molecular function: DNA binding; DNA-binding transcription factor activity, RNA polymerase II-specific; zinc ion binding.
AUGCUCAAAGCGGCCCCCAACCUGGACCCGGAGAUAAAGAAGGCGGAGUCCGACCUUCCCACCUUAAUUCCUCCACAUCCUGUUCGUGACCUCCUUCUCCAUCCCAUCGGAUUUCUUGAAGCAGCCCCCGCCGGAUUACUGAGCUGGCCUGGACGCACGACGAUUUAUUUCUGCCCCCAACUCGGUCUGAUUAAGUGUACACCCCCGUUAGUCGCUCAUGUCCGAUCCUCCAGUCAACUCCUGGACCCGCUUGGCGCGGACCCCUCAACCCCAGCACCGCCCAAGAAGAGAACGCGGGUCCAAUUCUCGUGCACAGCAUGCCGAUUCCGGAAAUUAAAAUGCGAUCGCUCAUACCCUUGCACCAACUGCAAGAAGCGGGGUGAGGCAGGAACCUGUACCUAUGUUGGCCGAGGUCCUCGAGGAAAGCCCCAGCACGGGCGCUCAAGCCCAACGCUGGUGCAAGAUCGUCUUCAGCAUUUGGAGAAUCUGGUCAUGUCACUGUCUCAGAAGAAGAGGCCCGCCGAGUCUGUCAGCGAUUUCAAUGCUGGCUCGUCGGAUGCAACCGCGUAUGACACGCCGCCCUCGGUAGGCGAUCGCGAGGCAAAGUCGUCUCCCGCCGAUACGGGAACACUGGUCGUCAAAGACGAAGGCAUCAGUUACAUAGACAGCGCUGACUGGCGUGCGGUUCUGCAAGAGGUCUGUAUUGAAUUCAUUACCUACUGCGUGCAAACACCCUGUGCUAAUCCUGAUUUGAUUCUUCAGAUCAACGGCGUGAAAGAGUAUAUCGCUGAGCAUGAAGACUCCGAGGAGGAAGACUUUGAGGAUGUCCUCGGCGAGGGUCCAUCUCCUACUUUGCUGUUGGGAAUGUCCAGGCCAGUCACCAAGGAAGAAGUGCUCAUCGACAUUCCCCCUCGACCGAUAGCUGAUCGUUUGGUGUCCCGGUUCCUCAAGACGACCGAGCCAGCAUUACUUGCCCUCCAUAUCCCUACAUUUCAAAGAGAGUACGAUCAAUUUUGGGGAAACCCGUACAGCGUGUCAUAUACUUGGAUUGCUAUUCUUUACGAUAUUCUGGCCUUAUCGGUAUCUUGGUAUCGCCGAUGCGAGCAAGCUCUGCCAUCUGACAUGGUGGAUGCGGCCACUGCUUGGGAUAUCUUCCGCAAAAGAGCAGCUCAGUGUCUAGUACAAGCGAACUAUCUCACACCAGGUCGUUACAAGUGUGAGGCAUUGUUCCUCUACGCAAUUUGUGAAUUUUACCGGAGCCAGGACGCCCAGGUCGGGGUCUCGUACCUCCUGACAAUGACAAUUCGUCUCGCCAUGCGCAUGGGCUAUCACCGUGAUGCAAGACACUACCCGAGCCUCUCUGCUUUUGAUGGCGAGAUGCGUCGUCGUCUAUGGUCCCUGCUAUGUCAACUUGAUAUUUUGAUAUCCUUCCAGGUUGGACUGCCGCGGACCAUUCAGCCUUGGCAGUUCGACACAGAACCACCCUCCAACCUGCACGACACUGAGUUUGACCAGAAUACUAUCCAAUUGCCACAAGGACGAAGUGACGAGGGAGAGGUAACAGCCUGCACAUACUCCAGAGCAAAAUCGAGACUCAUGACAGUCUUUGGUCAAGCUGUCGACCUGGCCUAUUCACGAGAGACAGCCCCAUAUGACGAGAUCCUUGCAAUUGACCGCCGUCUGGAAGAAGCACAUAACCUGCUGCCCACGACGUUCCGCAUCCAACCCAUUGCCCAAUGCAUCGCGCUAUCAACUGGUCUCAUCAUGCGACGAUACUCUUUGGAAUUGCUCUACCAAAAAUCGCGCGUGGUGCUGCAUCGGCGAUACAUGGCGGAGUCAGGGAACAAAUAUGCCUACUCGCGAUCUAUUUGCCUUACUGCUGCUCGGGAGACUCUGCGCCACCAUGCUGAUAUCUGGAAUGAGUCUUUACCAGGCGGUCAGCUGUACGCCGAGCGGUUCUUUGUCAACUCUUUCCAAAACACUGAUUUCGUGCUUUCUGCUAUGAUUCUCUGCUUGGAAUUGUCUCAAGACAAUGAGCGUGGAAGUGCUUCUCGCUUGGGAGCCCAAGAACGCACUGAUCUGAUCUCCCUUUUGGAGACCACGCAUCGGAUUUUCAAGGAGGCACGACGUCGAUCUGUAGACACGCAGCGGGCGUUUGCCGCUUUGACGAUUAUGCUCAGUCAGGUGCAUGGCAGGAAUGUUGAGAGUCUGGUAUCAGAGACCGAGGACCGUGGGAUUCCAAUGGAAGAUCAAGUGACAUUCCAAUUGGCUUCGACCACAAUGGAUCAGGAGCUCUACCCAAUGCAUGCCACGGCCAGCGCUGAUGACGUGCAAUCCGCGAUGUACAAUUCCAGCUCGACACCUUCGUACUCAUCACUCGAAGUGAUCGGAGACAUGCUGAGCACGCCAGCUCAAAUUGAUUGGCGCCUGUAUGACAGUCGUAUCUCUGGAUAUGCUGUAGCGAACCAGGAAAACCCCUGGAUCAUGGCAGCGCAAGGUUUGCCUGCAGAUAUGGAUUUCAUGGCGUAUCCAAAUGGUGAUUAUUCGACGCAGAUAUGUUAG